CUAUAUUUCAUAUAUCGGGUAAUUGUCAAAAUGUAACAUACGAAAUUUAUAGUUCCAACAUGUCAAAAACGAAAAAGCAAUUGAACCUAAAGAAAUCCCAUGCUCCUCUGCCACCACCACCGUCGCCGCCUCAGCCUCCGGCAAGCAAGAUGAGUGUCCUGGAACUGCCGGAGGAUGUGGUGCGUCGCAUUUUUGAAUUCCUGCCCCAUCUGGUGGAUAGUGUACGGUUGGCCAGUGCAGCUGGCAAAUUCCGCAUGGCCUUUGAGUCCUGGGCUCGGGCUAAGCGACAUGUUCUGGAUAUAGAGCAAUUGGAGACAAUGCGAUUGCCGGAUUUAAUUGUCUUUUUCAGGCUGGCGGGUCCCUUUAUCCGAGUCCUCCAGGUGGACUGCGCCUCCUUCCAGAAGGAGUCCCUGCUCUCGGAGUUCAUAUCGGAGUAUUCGAAUCUAGAGGAGAUCAAUUACUCCAAUGUCAAUGAUGAGUUCCACUAUCGGACCAUUAUGUCGCGGAUGACGCACUUGAAGAGGAUCCACAUCGAAUGCAUGGACACCGAGGAUGUGUUGCACUUUGAUCUAGAGGCCAACCAGGAUCUGGAGUCCUUCGAACUGGUCAAUGGUUGUUACACAGGAAAACACCUUUGUGGUUUUCCCAAGCUCACGAAGCUGGUCCUGCGCGAUUGUCUGCUUUGGAACUCGGGGGAAUUUGGAAUACCCCUUAAGUCAUUGCGUAUCCUGGACCUCGACGACUGCUGCUUCGAGGUGAUGAGCCAGAGCCUCUACCAAAAGAUAGCCGAGUCCUGCACUAACCUGGAGGAGCUCAUAUUUUCCGGCGGCGACGCCAACUUUGAGGUGGUAGCCCAACUGCCCAACCUGCAGCGUUGCACUCUCAAGACCUGGAUAACCUCCAAUGAGCUGAACAUUGGAUUCCUCACGGUGCUGGCGGAGAAUCAUGGCAACAAGCUGACCCAUCUGCAUUUGUCCGGACAGUUUUUGAUCACCAAUGAGCACGCCCGCUGUUUGGGUCAGCUGAGCUCCCUUCAGGAAUUAAGGUUUACUAACAACGAUAUCCUGGAUGAUGAUCACUUCAAGUUCUUCAACGAUCUCAGCCAAUUGGAACGAUUCGGAAUGACAUGGUGUGCAUUGGCAGGGGGCACGGGUAUGAUGCGAUUGGUGCGAAAGUGCCCCAAGUUGAAGAUCCUGGACUUUCAGGACUGUGAACUGAUCACCGAGGAGUUCGUACUCAAUGCCAUCGGAUGCUGCUCCAAGGCACCGGGACGGAAUCUGGUGAUUAAUCUGAAGCGCAUUAAGAUCUCACAGAAUAUUUUAACGCAUCCUGAUUACCUCUCCCUUAACCAUGUCAAGGUUAAUUUUCUAAGAGAGUGAUUCUGGAUUCUGAAAACUAUAAGGAGUUUGCUAAGGAGUGGUUAUAUUAUUUUAAGUUUACUAACUCUAAACAAAAAAAUCUUUCCAUAACUGGCAAUAUUUGUAACAUUCAGUGGCCUCGAAUUCCUGAUAUUUCGCAGACAAUGGGAUUCUCUCUCUCUAUGGCCUGAGUCAUGGUUUGGUCGUCUGCCUGCCAUAAGGAAGUGGCCACCACCGAAGUGAUCAAUAUUUAUGAUCAUGCUCACAAUGCUCCAUUACAGCCGCGAUAAUUGCGGACAAGCGUGUGUGCUUUAAAGUACUUGGGAUUUUGUUUUUUUUUUUUGUUUUUGCAAGCAAAACAACAAACAAAAAAAUCGAAAUCAAAACAAUACGAUAUUCGAUAUAGUUCAGAAUCCGCAAUUCAAUUCGAUUCAAACGAUCGCCGGCAAUAAAUUUCGCAUUCAAUUGUUGCUCGAUUGGAAUUGAA
This is a messenger RNA of Drosophila serrata, 1845 nucleotides long. RefSeq lists its product as uncharacterized. Gene Ontology annotation, biological process: SCF-dependent proteasomal ubiquitin-dependent protein catabolic process. Gene Ontology annotation, cellular component: SCF ubiquitin ligase complex. Lineage: Eukaryota; Metazoa; Arthropoda; Insecta; Diptera; Drosophilidae. The record is from RefSeq and is a predicted model, not a curated record.